Messenger RNA from Rhizophagus irregularis DAOM 181602=DAOM 197198, 1392 nucleotides. The record is from RefSeq and is a predicted model, not a curated record. NCBI's taxonomy places the organism in Eukaryota, Fungi, Glomeromycota, Glomeromycetes, Glomerales, Glomeraceae.
AUGACUUUCGAAUGCUCUCAAGAAGUGGCCGAUGAUUACGAAAAAUUACUUGAAACUGAUGAAGAUUAUAAUGUUAUUAUUUACGUUGGUGAAAAUGAAAACUUAAAGGAAAUACAUGCACAUUCAAGUAUUUUACGUAUUAGGUCCCAAUAUUUUCGUGCUGCAUUCUCUAAGGAAUGGCAUGAAAAGAAAGAUGGAAAAUUCAUCUUUAGAAAACCUAAUGUUUCACCUCAAUUAUUUGAUAUGAUUUUAAGAUUUAUUUAUUGUGGGAAGAUUGAUUUGAAGAAAUUACAAGGACCUGAUAUUCUAAAACUUUUGAUAGCAGUAGAUGAACUUAAUAUUCAAACCUUAAUCAAUCAUAUUCAAGAAUAUUUAAUUAAAUAUCAAAACGAAUUUUUGCAACAAAAUCCUCUAGAAAUUCUUGAAAUAAUUUAUCAUUAUGAAACUUUCAAAGAUUUAUUCAAUUAUUUUAUAAAGAAAAUUUGUGAAGAACCAGAAUUAUUAUUUAAUUCUGAUAAAUUUAUUAAUUUGAAAUCACCUUUAUUAGAAUUACUUUUGAAAAGAGAUGAUUUAUUGUUAGAUGAAAUUGUUAUCUGGGAUAAUUUGAUUAAAUGGUGUCUGGCUCAACAUUCUAAUAUUUCACAAGAUCCUACACAAUGGAAUAAUGAAGAAAUCACCAUUAUGGAGAGAACUAUUCAUAAAUUUAUUUCAUUAAUAAGGUUUUGUUAUAUUUCUACGGAAAAUUUUGUUACUAAAAUAUAUCCGUUUAAAGAAAUAUUUCCGAAAGAUUUAAUUAAUACCAUUCUUCUAUUUUAUGCUCAAAAUAAGUUAAAUGAGGAUAAAAGACCUCCUAGACAAUCAAAAUGUAAUAUUGAUUCUGUUAUAAUUAAUCAAAGUCAUAUUGAAACCUUCGCAAAAUGGAUUUAUAGAAAAGAAAAAUUUCCUGAAUAUAUUCCUUAUAAUUUUCAUCUUUUAUAUAGAGCCAGCAGAGAUGGUAAUACACCUGCAGCAUUUCAUGAAAAAUGUGAUAACAAAGGAGCUACCAUUGUUGUAGUUAAAGUCACUGAUUCAAAGCAAAUAGUUGGAGGAUAUAAUCCGUUUUAUUGGGAUUUGAAUUCAAGAGAGAAGCAUAAAUCUACUUAUGAUAGCUUUAUAUUCUCAUUUAAUGAUCCCCAAAGUGCAAAAGUGAGUUAUAGCAAUGGUAAUCAAUAUUCUUUAUGUUAUUAUUCGGGCAAUAAUGGUCCAGUAUUUGGUGGUGGUAAUGAUUUAAAAUUUCAUAAAGAUACUUGGUAUAGUAAUAUAGAUAAUUAUAGCUCUUAUCCUAAAAUUGAUAUACCUACAGGUAGUUUUAGAGCUGAUGAUUAUGAAGUUUUUCAAGUUGUUAAAAAAUAA